Messenger RNA from Protopterus annectens (West African lungfish), 1263 nucleotides. RefSeq names its product chromosome chr7.part1 C3orf84 homolog (gene CIMIP7). Bases 93 to 785 code for a protein of 230 amino acids. The transcript has 4 exons. The record is from RefSeq and is a predicted model, not a curated record. Lineage: Eukaryota; Metazoa; Chordata; Ceratodontiformes; Protopteridae.
AUUGCACAGGCCAGGGAUACUGUUUCCCUUAAUGCAUUCAUGGAGUGAAUUAUUUGACUUCAGUUCUUGUUCAUAUCUGUUACAACAAAGCGAUGCCAGGUGCUUCCACUGGGUCCUGGUUUCCCAGUGGAUAUCAUGGCCACUAUUAUGGCAAAUUCAGGAAUGACUUUCUGCAGGAGUAUCGAAUGCAAGCUAGGCCCCAUCCCCCAGAUGUAUUUAUUCAGAGACUCAGGGAAAAUCCACGGAAACAUAUAUUUUCUGCACAUGACAACAGACACUGUUUUCCUUCAACCACUAUGUCCUUUGAAAGUGGUCUUGGAAAGCGGAAAGUGAAGAAACCCUCUGGGCCAAAACCAGAUUUUGUGCCUUGUUUAGUUUCCUGGGCAUCAUUGCAAAAUGACGAAAAAUAUCCACGUCCUAUGAUCAGCACGUACCAGUCAGCCUACUGGCAUCCAAAGGACUCAUCAACUAUUCCUCAGGUCCUCAACCCAUGGGCCAUCCCCCAUGACAGUACAUCCCAUUCAUUUAUCACUACCUAUCGUCAUGCAUUCAGUCACAAACAACCAAACAUGAAUGUUAAUACAAAUGUACUAACUGGUCAGGUGGUUGAUGAACCCCUUGCAAAGGAAGAUACAUUUAUGUAUGUAGAUGGAAGACAUCAAAGACCAUUGCCACCACGCUCAAGGCGCUCUCAAUCAGCACUUUAUCACCAUAUAACUGUAUCUGACUGUCUUACAUGGGACAUACCAAAGGAGAGAGAAGCAGAAGUCAGUGAGAAGGUUUAGGACUGGACUUAGUCUUCUCACCUGUCACGUUUGAGCAACCUAUGCUACUCCAUACUGAGCAGGCUACAACCUAAGAGUGCAUGUUUCACAUUGUCAACAAACUGCUUUAUUAAAACUUAGCAAUGUAAAAAGUUUUCUGUCUUUCAGAAAAGGUCAUAAAUCAACUAUUAUAUCUUACAGAUAGAUCAACUGCAAGGGUACAUCACUAAUUUAGAAGUAGUUAAUGGCGAGCAGGUUUUCUCCAUUAUUAAAGAGUGAGUUAUUCACUUUAGAACUUGCUAAUGCAGUCAUAUGUCAGACUUGUCCCUGAAUAAUUAGGUUAAGAAACAAAAAUUAGAAGUGUGUGUACCCCUACAUGCAUGUUUUAGCAUAAACGUAACUUACUGAACAUCAGUAAGGAAAUGUAUCAAAGUGAUUCCGUCUUGUUUGUGGAGCAGACUGUUCAGCUUGGCAUACAAGUCAUUUUACCUUGUUAGGU